AUGGAAGCGUAUAUGCUAAUAAAUAACCCGUUAAGUGUUAAGGAAGCUAUGUCUAAAGCCCGGACUUACAUCGAAGCAUUUAGAUACAGAUGGCAAAAUGUCCUAGAAAAGAAGAUAGAGUUCCAAAAGACUAUGCAAUCCCUUGUAAAACGGAAAGAGGUAAAUAGCAUAGAAAAAAGACAGUACCCACCACAUGUUCAAAGGAAAAAGAGAGAGGCGCUCAGUCCACCAGAAGAAGACGUUAGAAGAGGGAAGAAAGAAAAACAGAAAGCUUUGGUAGAGUCAACAGAUGUCACCUGUGACGCCACAGAACAGCAGGGAAUGGGGGUGGAGGGAGAUGAAGAAUGGCUGAAACCACCGGAGCAAAAGAAGAAAGAGGCAAGAGAAGACAAAAGAAAAGAGAAAGUGAAAGCUUAA
Messenger RNA from Gryllus bimaculatus (two-spotted cricket), 417 nucleotides. The record is from the annotation of a GenBank genome assembly. NCBI's taxonomy places the organism in Eukaryota, Metazoa, Arthropoda, Insecta, Orthoptera, Gryllidae.